Molecule: messenger RNA, 936 nt
Organism: Cryptococcus wingfieldii CBS 7118
Lineage: Eukaryota; Fungi; Basidiomycota; Tremellomycetes; Tremellales; Cryptococcaceae
Exons: 5
Coding region: 1-936 (311 amino acids)
Source: RefSeq, a predicted model, not a curated record
AUGUCGCCCACCCAGACCAACCUCGUCACCCACUACGCUCGACAAUACUCGGGAUCCGUCCCCUCAUGCGUCGCUACCUGCAUGAGCUCGGGCAACGCUACUGGAUGCAGCGGUGUCACUGAUUAUACCUGCGUCUGUGCCUCUACUGCCUAUAUCACCUCUGUCAGCGAAUGCUUCUCAAGCUCGUGUACUGCUGCCGAGGCUGCCGUCGGUCAAACCUACUCUGAAUCUGCCUGUGCAUACUAUGUACGUUGUCCUCUCACUACUACCGAUAACUCCACUGCCACUGCCGAAGUCUCCUCUACCGCCUCCGCCGUCCUCUCUGCUCCUGUCACCUACUCUCACGCCUAUAUCAAUAUACAAGCCAUCUUCUCUUCCAUCUGCGGUGCCCUCCUCCUCCUCUCCCUCGCCUCUGGCUUCAUCUCCUGCCGCGCCCGCUACAAGCGCGAGCGGGCUUUCACCCAGAGCCGCACCUGGACCGGCGUGGGUAGUACCAUGGUCGGCGGCAACACCCAAGCCACCGGCGGCGGCAAGAGCAAGAUGUUUGCGUCGCGCAAUGCCGACCCGACAGCGACCUUUAUGAGCGACAACUUUGGGGCUACGAGCUCGAAUUUCGGGGGGACGACUGUGAAUGGUGGCGGGCAGGGGGUGUCUUUUGGUGGGGCGUUUGGAGCGGGGGCGGCGUAUUCUGCUGGACCGUCGUAUACCAGCGGGAACGGUGGUUUUACCAAUCGUCUUGCUGUCGGCGAGGACGAAGACUCCAAGUCGGAAGAGUACGAGUUGGGCGAUCUUACCAAGAAGAGCUCUAUCCGAGAGAGUAUCAAGGAGGAAGAGGGUUUGGACAGCCCUACGACUUCCAAGGGGCCGGGGAGUGAAGUGGACUUGGACGGCAGUACUGUGCAUUUGACCAGGCUGAACAAGGACCAUGUCUAUUAA